Eriocheir sinensis (Chinese mitten crab) is the source of this 3888-nucleotide messenger RNA. Its product is annotated as pantetheinase-like. The record is from RefSeq and is a predicted model, not a curated record. The coding region runs from base 1735 to 3591 and encodes 618 amino acids. Lineage: Eukaryota; Metazoa; Arthropoda; Malacostraca; Decapoda; Varunidae. The transcript has 7 exons.
AGUGCGCCGGAUCUUGACCGCGUGUGUGUGUGUUCUUUAUUACUCCUGAGAGAUUUUGUUCUUUCAGUUUUCUUGUCCUUAUUUUCCACAUUUUGUAUAUAGUUUCUUUAUUUUCCUCCAUAUCACUUGCAUUAAACAACCAUUCCCCCAUUAUUUUCAGUUUAUCUUCUACGUAUGGUUGUUGUAACUUCUUGUUGUUUCUUCUAAUAUCCUGGUAAGCAGUACAGUGUAGAAGGAAAUGUUCUAGGUUUUCAUCUUCUUCAAGGUUGAAAACUCUACACUUAGUGUCUUGGUGUCUUUUCCGGUCAUAAAGUGGUAAACAGUUUGUUCUGGCCCUGCUGUACCAUGCAGAUGAUGGAGGAUGGUCUGUUAUCGUAACAUUGUUCUUCUUUAAUAGUUUCUUUGUAUCUUUUGUAUAUUUCCAGUGUGGAUUUCGCUUCUACCUCCUGUUUCCAUUGGUCAGUGUCCAAGUUUUUUAUCUUUUCUUUCACUUGUUCUUUGUUUUCUAUAUUUAGUUGUUGGAGAUAUAUGUUAACUUCAUUCAUGUACAGGGUUGUCUUGAUCCAGCCAUGCAGUGUUUCUAUAUCUUAUCUGUUCUUCCAUGAUCCUUUUCAGUAGUUCGUUCUCUCCAUUAAUUGUUCUUUUUAAGUACAUGCACUCUUCCAUUUACCAUCCUUUCUUUCAUCCUGGAAGAACCAAUUUCUCCUCUAAGAGCGCAGUUUGGGGCGUACUUUGGGGCACCAAGGAUUUUUCUAUAUACUCCAUUUUCUAUUGUUUGUAGUUUAUGGAUUUCAGUAUCUGUAAGGUUGAUGAUGUUCAUUCCAUAUAGUAUUGUAGGAAGGGCCACAUUUUUCCAGUAAGUUCUUCCAAUAAGUAUUUUAUUGCAGCUUUUUUCUAUGACAGAGUAGAUUAGGUUAGCAAAUCUCUGUGCUUUCUUAGUCAUUUCUAUUUUAUGUGUUUUGAGGUAGUUCCUCUUGUUGUCUAUUUUUAUUCCCAAAUAUUUUAUUGUGUCGGUUACUUUUAUCCCUCCCAUUUCAGCUGGUGUUUCCCUCAUGUUCAUUAUUAUUAUGUUACUUUUGGCCUUAUUUAGUUCCAAGCCAUAAGCUAUACUUGCUUCUGUUAUGAUGUUAAUAUUUUCUUGUGCAUCUUCAAUUAACUGUUCACGAAUGGAGUGACCAACCUAAAGUUUUGAGUCCGUGUGUGCUGUGGUAUUAUUCUUCUAUGUUGGUACAAAGACCGUCAAAAAUGUCGUUCGCGAAGGUAAAUUUUUCACACACGCGUUCGAUACUAAUGUGAAUGGGUAACAUUUUACCGAACAAUAUGACCAUUGGUGGUUUAUCUGUUUGGAACGCGAAAGUCCUCUUCUGCACGUGUGUCAGGACUGGAUCAGACCCAGUAUAAUUUGAGGGGCGGGGGCGUGUUGUAUCUUCGCCGCCGAUUACAAUUUUUUUCCAAAUGAAAUGCAUCGGCAACGUUCUCCGAUUCGGGAAUUACGAUAUCCUUAGUGUUGACGUCGUUGUUUAUUCGAACUGGGAAUAUACGUCGUCGUGAUGAAAAAAUAACAACAACAACGCUUGGUAUUGAGGUGAAUUACAUUAGCACUCAUCAUCGUCGUCGUCGUCGUCGAGUUCAUGUGCUGCGCUACCCAAUCAUCAGUUAUUUCUUGAGUGGAUACUAAUGUUAGAAUAAGAACGACCCUGGAGAUAAUCAUGAAGAUAUGUAAAGAAAAACAACAUGAGACACUCGAUGAUAAAAAAAGCUGUAUCUUAUCAACUGUUAGCGGCUAUUUCUUUAGGUGCAGCUACCAAAUUACUAGUAGGCUUAUAUAAACGACACGGUCAGCGGCGAGAGGAGAUCGCAGCAGUAAUCCAGGUGUUGACUGAGGUCUUCGCGAUGGCUCGGCUGAAUCUUGCCUGCGUGGCUGCCUUAGUGCUGGUGUCAGUGGUGGCCGCUCUGUCAACCACCCCGCCCCUUGCAGGCGUGGGAGAGCGGCGGGUGCGGGCCGGGGAGCCGGUGGUGUACGUGGGCGCCGUGCUGGAGUACGAGGCGUACGACAAGUUGACGGAGGAAGGUGGGGAGGGCAUCACCCAGGAGAACGCCAGGAUCAUUGCUGAGUACGCCACUGAAGCCAAGGCCCAGGGCGUGGAUAUCCUGAUUGCCAGUGAAUACGGCAUCCAGAGUCUAGAAAUGCCCUCCAUGGAUAACGAGACUAUGUUUACGGUGACGCAGUAUGUCCCUGACCCUACACUGAAGGCUGUGCCAUGUGACCUGAACGGCGACGGGCUUAACUUCAAGGCGCUGAGAACCCUGAGCUGUGCCGCUCUAGCAAACCAGAUUUACCUCGUAGUGGACUUAGCUGAGGCGAGUCCCUGCAGCCCCGAGGCCGCCGCCCAGAACCCCUUCGACAACGCUCUGGAUACUGCCUAUGAAUGUCCCUCAAAUGGUCUAAUUUAUUAUAACACACAAGUCGUCUUCGACAGGAACGGCACCGCCACAGCAAGGUACCGCAAGCAGAACUUGUUCGUGGAGCCCCAAUUCAUGCCAGGGACCGAGAGCGACGAUACUGCACUGUUCAUGACCGAUUUUGGUGUGCUUUUUUCUCUACAGGUGUGCUUUGACAUCGAAUUCGAACACCCUGGACUGUUCAACGUUUUGAACCGCGGUGUGAAGGACGUGGCCAUGAGCACCGCCUGGGUAGACACCUUUCCUCUCUUUUCUGCUAUAUCCGUACAGAAUGGUUGGUCGCGACAGUUGGGCGUCAACCUGCUGGUUUCCGGCUACCACUUCCCCGAGAGAGCCAAGAUGGGCUCAGGAAUCUACCGAGGCUUCUCCGACUUGAAACACGACUACGUUUACGAUAAAGAGUCGGGUAACAGAAUGAUCGUGUCCGAGGUAGAGACCAUCGCUGCUGCCGACGGAGUGAUAAGGUCCAGAAAUAAGCAGAGCACACUUGACACUUUGGGUGGUAAAGGGUUGGCAAAGGACGAUGUUUCAGUAGAUGAACAGCCUCGAAGGUCCCACUUGAUAUUCUAUGAUGAUUUAAGUAACUAUUCACACGUAUCCCUUCCUCCGAAAGCUUCAGGUGAGCCUCAGGUGGUGGAGUUGUGUCACGGAGGUGAAAUCUGCUGCUCUCUCACCUACACCUCAACUUCCAACCUGAACUAUAGCUUAUUAGCCUACAGCGGCCUCUUAAUUAUAAACAAUGGACAGUUCAAUUUGUACAUCCAGGUGUGCAGCGUGGUGUGGUGUCAGACUGAUGACGUCAAUACUUGUUCUCACAUUAGUGAUGGACUUCCUCCAAAUGAUGAAUUCGGCCCAUUUACAAUUUCUGGAAAUUUCUCCUCCGAUCCCUUGUAUCCGACUGUCAUCACUCGUAAUCUUACUCUUAUUGGAAAUGAUCUUUAUUCUGUCACCGUUGAUGGAAACAUCCACACUCUUACGGUGCCGCAAGAAAGUCCGAACAUCAUGACAGCAGGAUUAGUGGCCCGAUGGUAUGAGCGAGAUCUUUCCAAACUCUCGAUUAAAACCUUCGAAAAUAGUUUUUACGAGUUUUUCAUUUCAUUUAUUUCGAGACUCUGGAAUCUCUUUUAACAUUCACGUCUAAAGUAUUGAGACACCCUCGUCUCAGAACACCAUAUACCUUAUGUUUAUCACAAGAACAUGAUAGGUAGACAAAUAAUUUGUGAGUUUUGAUUAGUAUAACCAAUAACCAACAAUAUAACCAAAAUACUAGUGUUCUUAGGUUAUAGCAACAUAUUGCCAACAAAGAAAUUCAGCGGUUAGCGACGCCUUUACAAUAAGAGAUCUAGAGUUGCUUCUCAAUACCUUCAUAUCCUUUGUAAGUGCAUCACAUUUCUGAAAUAAACCUACCACCAGUCUAAACAAAAA